This is a messenger RNA of Camelina sativa (false flax), 1640 nucleotides long. Its product is annotated as low-specificity L-threonine aldolase 1. Gene Ontology annotation, cellular component: cytosol. The record is from RefSeq and is a predicted model, not a curated record. Gene Ontology annotation, molecular function: L-allo-threonine aldolase activity. Gene Ontology annotation, biological process: glycine biosynthetic process; L-threonine catabolic process. NCBI's taxonomy places the organism in Eukaryota, Viridiplantae, Streptophyta, Magnoliopsida, Brassicales, Brassicaceae.
GUAGUUACAGCUGCUUCGCAUUAUAAAGUACACAGUUUUUGAGAUGUAUACAAUUUGAGUUCCGUCUUCGACGUCAUCGCCUUUUUUCAACUACCAAAGUGCCAAAUGGUACCUUUGGUGGCCUAAGUAUGUCUCAAGUCUCAAAACCAACCCUACGUAACUUAUCCACGCGGGACUCGCUCACCUUCGUUUGCAUCUCUUUCUCUCUCUCUCACUCUAUACAUUAAAAAGAAGUCUCACGUUAAGAAGGAAUCUUUAGCUGUUAAGAAGGAAUCUUUAGCUGUUGCGACCAAAAAGGCUCUGUUUCUUCAAGAUUCUUGUCACAACAAGCUUAUUUAAGAAACUUUGAACUGGAACAGUAUAGUAAGGAACAAGAGCAUCCUUCUUCAUUUAUACAGGUAAAUUUGGUGUGAAAAUGGUGAUGAGAAAUGUAGAUCUACGAUCAGAUACCGUGACUAGACCGACCGAUGCGAUGAGAGAAGCAAUGUGUGGCGCUGAGGUGGAUGAUGACGUCCUAGGCUACGACCCAACGGCUAGACGUCUUGAAGAUGAGAUGGCCAAGAUGAUGGGGAAAGAGGCUGGUCUCUUUGUGCCAUCCGGGACUAUGGGGAAUCUGAUCAGCGUGAUGGUUCACUGCGAUGUGAGAGGCAGCGAGGUCAUUCUUGGAGACAACUGUCACAUCCAUGUUUACGAGAAUGGAGGGAUCUCGACCAUCGGAGGAGUGCAUCCCAAGACGAUCAAGAAUGAAGAAGAUGGGACUAUGGACUUGGCCGCCAUAGAAGCAGCCAUCAGAGAUCCUAAAGGAAGCACAUUUUAUCCAUCAACUAGGUUGAUUUGCUUGGAGAACACUCAUGCCAACUCUGGUGGGAGAUGUUUGAGCGUGGAAUACACCGAGAGAGUUGGAGAGAUCGCCAAGAGACAUGGUGUAAAGCUCCAUAUUGAUGGAGCCCGUCUUUUCAAUGCUUCUAUCGCACUUGGAGUUCCAGUCCAUAAGCUUGUGAAGGCUGCUGACUCUGUUUCGGUGUGUCUCUCUAAAGGCCUUGGAGCUCCAAUAGGAUCUGUAAUUGUUGGUUCGCAAAGCUUUAUAGAGAAGGCGAAAACGGUAAGGAAAGCAUUAGGUGGAGGAAUGAGACAAAUAGGCGUUCUGUGCGCAGCUGCUUUGGUUGCACUUCAAGAGAACCUCCCAAAGCUACAACAUGACCACAAGAAGGCCAAGUUGUUAGCUGAAGGGCUGAAUCAAUUGAAAGGGAUUAGAGUAAAUGUUACAGCCGUGGAGACCAACAUGAUUUUCAUGGAUAUGGAGGAUGGUUCAAGACUUACAGCUGGGAAACUGCGCAAGGCUCUAGAGGAGAAUGGCAUUCUCGUCAUCCCGGAAAACUCAUCUCGGAUCAGGAUGGUUAUACACCACCAGAUAACAACUUGUGAUGUGCAAUACACAUUGUCUUGCUUACAACAAGCACUGCAGACGAUACAAGAACCAAGCCGAAACUAAUUUGGCGAAACCGAAUUAUGCUUCUCCUUUCUCUUUUGGGUAUCGUCAAGAAGUAUCGUCUAUAAAAUGUUGUUUAUUGCAAGUAUGCUUUAUUUAUAUGUAUGACUAUUAUUAAAGAUCUCAAUAAAAUAGUUACAAUGAUUCCUCA